CAGGGCGGGCCUGCCGUAAAUUAUUUUUUGAAAACUGUCAAAAGCCACUCGCCACCCAUUCAUGUACUGAAAAAUCCGACCGCUCGUGACUGUUACCCAACCUUCAUAUCGUCUACCACCACCAUGUUCAAAAAGGCCGGCAAAGGCAAGGCUAUACGGCGAAAGAUUGAAACAGAGGACGUGGACGAGCAGCCUGAAGAGAUCGAGGAAUCCGUUGUUAAGAGAACUUCCUUGAAGAAGAAGAAGGCCGCGUCUUCCAAAAAGUCUCUGGCACUGAGUUUUGACCAGGAGGAUGAAGGCGAUGGCGAAGUCUUCAAAAUUGAAAAAAGCAACGCGAGCAAACGGCUGGAAGGUCAAAGGGCUUUGCAUGUCCCGAGCCUCGAGCCGCCAGAAGAUAUAAAUCAAAUCAAUCUGACACCAUCAUAUACCAAUGAGAUGCUACAACAACUUCGAAACAGUACUCCUUCAACGCCAAAGGCAAUGGUGGAUGCUGGUUUAGCCCAAGAUGAUGACGCCUUAUUGGUCGCAUCCAAAUUUCCUUCGACCCUAGGUGCCAGCUUAAGUAGCGGAUCAAGCAUUCCUGACGCCAAUGCCAUUCAUGCCGCCAAAAAGAGGAGAGAGCUUAUGAGACAAGGCAUAAAAAUCCAAGACGACGAUUUUGUUGCAUUAGAUGAUGGGGAACCCGAGAAUCAAUCCAGACUUGUGCGUGAAGAAGAUGAAGAUGAUGAUGCUGAGGAUGAAUACGAAAAAUAUGUAGGAGACAAAUUGGCGCUUGGAAAGAAAGCUCAAAAGCAGCAGGAAGCAAGUCGAAAAGCCGGUGUGCGGGAGAUGAUUGAAGAUGCAGAAGAAGACGAUUCUGAGCUGGAUGAACUAGACAGAUGGGAACAAGAAAUGAUCAAAUUUGGAGGUGUUCGCGCGAAGAAGGCUGAUGAUUCGGAAUCAUCCGAGAUAAACCGAAAUUACCGACCUGCACCAAUCCCUGAACAAACUGCUAUACCAUCUUUAUCGGACGUUCUCUCUCGUCUCUCUAUUGUGUCGAGUAAUUUAGAAGAAUCGAAGCAGAACCACGACAAACAAUUGACACAGACGCUGAAAGAUAUUGAAAACUUGAAAGCUACUCGUGAGGUUACAGAGAGUGAGUUGGAACGUACUAGCAAGCGGUACAAUUAUUUCCAAGAGCUCAAGGCAUUUGUCAACGACCUUGCCGAAUUUUUGGAUGUCAAGUUUCCAGAGCUUGAAAAAGUGGAGAGUCAGUUUUAUGGAUUGAUGAAUCAGCGUACCAAGGCAGUGGAAGACCGAAGAUGGCAAGAUGAUUUGGAUGACGCUGAGCUAUUCUCUGACGUGCCUGCUACAUUCACUAGCGCAGAAGAUGACGGUCAACUAGACGAGUUUGGUCGGUCUUCAAGCUCGCGUAAUACAGAGGCUGCUAAACGGCGAAGGCGAGAAGAACGUACGUCUCGACACAUAUUACGAGAGACGUCGAAUGAUAUCACUGGCAUGUCUACUGAUGACGAGUUGGAUCAAUCGUACGCACGGGAAGAACGGGAAGAACUUGAUGAGAUACAGCGAGACAAGAUCAAUGCCAUCAUAGCGGAUGUCCAAGAUGACUUUUCUUCCCUCCUCUCUGUCAAGAACAAGUUUGAAAGCUGGAAAACAGAAUUUAAUGAUGAUUAUACAAAGGCUUACGGUGGUCUCAGCUUACCUGGUGCAUUUGAGUUUUAUAUUCGCAUUGAGCUAAUAACAUGGAAUCCUUUCCUUCGACCAGUUGACCUUGAUACCAUGAGAUGGCAUACCAUUAUAUCUGAAUAUGGAGUUGCUAACGAGCAAGAAGAUGAUGCGAUGGAUGAUCCGGAUUCAACCAUAUUGAAUAAGGUGGUUGAAAAGACAGUGUGCAAGAAAAUCAAAGAUAUGAUACCCAACUUGGACGUAUUCUCUGCGGCUCAAAUGAAGAGCGCAAAGCAUGCUAUCGAACAAGUCUCUUACUAUGUGGAAGAACAUGAACCGGCUUUCAAGGAAUUGGCGACCAGCGCCUUGGAUCACUUUUCUAGAAUGGUAACACAAUACCUUAACCUAGUUGAUGCCAUCAAUGUGCACGACGAACCUGAUGACGCAGGCAAGAAGGCUAGAAACCGACUGUUGAAGCGAAUGAUCAAGUUGUACAAAAAUUUGCGCCCUUGGAGAAGGCUUAUCACUUUGGCUGAUCCACAUUCAAGUAUUUUUGAUGAUAUCCAUGACAAGAUGCUAGACAAACUGGUUGCCCCCUGGGAUGGUGACCUCGAAUUACUGUUGUGAUAAGGGAAAUCGCGAUAACCUUUUAAUGUAGAUUACUAGAUAUAAGUGAGUCAAAAAUUAGUUUAGCGAUUUGCAACCAGUCAGUAUCAUUGUUACACUACACUCCAUGUGAAUGUUGGCCAGUCUUUUCAUUUUUGCCCCAAAGUGUGUGCAGUCGUUAGCUCCAUAGCCAUUAUUUUUUUUUUUACGUCGAAGCUUGAACAACAGGGUUUUACUGUCAACUUUGCUUUCUUUCUUUCUUUCUUUUCUUUUUUUCUUUCUGUCUUUUGCCGUCUUCAAGUGACUAAAAUGUUUAUCCGCAUGCCAGCAUGUGACAAAAUUGCAUAUCAGAAAUAGCCCGUCUGAGUUUCCAGUGUCGUGUGCACAAUCAUCUUUGCGUCAAAGCAUGAUUACAACAUGACAGACUCUCCAAAUGCCAAAC
Umbelopsis ramanniana AG is the source of this 2713-nucleotide messenger RNA. RefSeq lists its product as uncharacterized. The transcript is spliced from 12 exons. Bases 124 to 2292 code for a protein of 722 amino acids. Lineage: Eukaryota; Fungi; Mucoromycota; Umbelopsidomycetes; Umbelopsidales; Umbelopsidaceae. The record is from RefSeq and is a predicted model, not a curated record. Gene Ontology annotation, biological process: mRNA splicing, via spliceosome; spliceosomal complex disassembly. Gene Ontology annotation, molecular function: DNA binding. Gene Ontology annotation, cellular component: nucleus; U2-type post-mRNA release spliceosomal complex.